GACGAUCAGUGCCCUCCUUUGUGAGCGACACGAGCACAGCCGUAGCCAGAGCUCAGAGAAGCGCUGUUGGCUCGGCUCGGCCCUCUGACUCGAGCUCUCUGGGUAAUCUUGUAACUGAAGGCCGCAGCAGCCCCAGCCUGGACCCUCUGCGAAAGAGCCCCUCCCUUGAGCAGGUGAUCCAAUCUGCGUCCGCCCCGUCGGCCCCCGCUGCCGCCGCCGCCACCACGGCUCCGGCCCCUGGACUCGGACGCAGGAGCCCGGCUCACGCUCGCACGGCCCCCUCCGCUGGCCAGAGCGGCCCGAAGCCCCACCACCACCACCAGCAGCAGCAGCAGCAGCAGGACGGAGUGGACUCGAGGAGGGGUGAGACUGUCAGGGGAGGCCGAGGCAGCAGCCAGGGCUGGCCCGCACCCCGAACCAUCUCCGCCUCUCACAUCAGCGCAGUAGAUCGGGCUUCCACUGCAGGGCUUCCCCACUCCAUCUUUAGCCACUCAGCAGCUGCAGGCGCCCCCGGUAACCGGCGCGGUCGAGGCGGCGGACACCGCGGGCGAGGACGCUUCAACGUGCGCCGAGACGGACCCAUGAAGUUUGAGAAGGACUUCGACUUCGAGAGCGCCAACGCCCAAUUCAACAAGGAGGAGAUCGACAGAGAGUUUCAGAGCAAGCUGAAGUUGAAAGAUGAGAAGACUGAGAAGCCGGAGAAAGCGGUGAACGGAGAGGAUAAAGGCGACUCCGGUGUCGAGACUCAGAACAGUGAGAACAACGCCGAAGAAGAGUGCGACCCGCUCGGCCCCAACUGCUACUACGACAAGUCCAAGUCCUUCUUCGACAACAUCUCCUGUGACGACACCAGGAAAGCAAAUGACAAGUCUGGAGUCUCAGGAUUCCCAAGGGAGCGGAGGCAGACCUGGGCGGAGGAGAGGCGGAUGAAUGCCGAGACAUUCGGCAUCCCUCUGCGUCAGGGUCGAGGCCGCGGAGGUUACCGUGGACGCGGCGGGAUGGGCUUCCGUGGCGGUCGGGGUCGUUCGGCUAGCCGAGGAUCCUUCGGUCCGCCACAAGGGGGCGGCGGCUUCAGGGGAGGAUACAGAGGAAACCAGGCCGGCCGCGAGUUCGCCGACUUAUCAGCAUACAGGAAGGACAACAAAGUGGCAGCAUAGUCCGCUCUUCAGACAAGGUGCAACGCUCGGAGAGAAACACAAAAGGAGGAAGAAAAAAAAAGAGAGAGAGGAAAAAAGAAAAGAAAGAAAUCUGUUUUUUUUUUUUUUUUUUUUUUUUUUUGGGUUGCUACUCUUUUU
Molecule: messenger RNA, 1295 nt
Organism: Scomber japonicus (chub mackerel)
Lineage: Eukaryota; Metazoa; Chordata; Actinopteri; Scombriformes; Scombridae
Product: protein LSM14 homolog A-like
Exons: 7
Biological process (GO): P-body assembly; cytoplasmic stress granule assembly
Cellular component (GO): P-body
Molecular function (GO): mRNA binding
Source: RefSeq, a predicted model, not a curated record